Molecule: messenger RNA, 2592 nt
Organism: Suillus plorans
Lineage: Eukaryota; Fungi; Basidiomycota; Agaricomycetes; Boletales; Suillaceae
Exons: 7
Coding region: 103-2592 (829 amino acids)
Source: RefSeq, a predicted model, not a curated record
CGCUCAUACUCACUUGGUCACGUCUCCCAUAUAAAGACAACCAUUCCUUCUUUUCGAAGCUCAUUUUCCCGACCUGCAGAGGCGACUUGGCCACAGAUUAUCAUGGCGCAACGAGAGGAUGACUCGGAAGAUGUGUCCUAUAAGCGAGCAGUCCAUCAGAGCGCUCUGAGUCGGCCUUCACGUCUGAGUAGUCAUGAGAAAUCCGGCAUAGCCUCAACCUUCACUGCUGUGAUAUGCGAUCCAACAAAGACCACAAGGUAUAAACGUCAUCUUACCACAGAUUCCGAGUCUAGAGACGAACAGGCUAAACGCCCACGAGCCGAUAAGACUCCUCUUCGCAAGCAUGAGCGGUUUUGGCUUGCAGACGGAAAUGCUAUAAUUGAACUUGACGGUAUAAACUUCAGGGUGCACCAAUCAUGGUUCACAAAGCAUUCAAAACGGAUUGCAUCCAUACUUCCCGACCAAGGAAUGCAAGGCAGCAGACUCGAAGAGAUUACGCUUGAUUUUUGUGGCGUGCUCAAAGCAAUAGAUUUUGAGGCACUGCUUUCAUUGUAUGAAAACCCUGGCGACUACCGCGAUUACAUCGAGACCCCAACACUCAUGUCUCUUAUCCGCGCAGCGGCGAUACUCGGUUUUGACAACGAUCGUACAUGGCUCGUGAGGGAGUUGGAAGCGCUCUGGCCGUCUAACCUCGGAGAGCUAUUUGUCAACCCAGAACCACGCCUCGAUGCUCCAGAGGUGGCUUGCCUUGCACGGACGUGUGAGAUUGAUUCACUGUUGAAGCCCGCGUUCUACGAUAUGGCAAGAGCACCUGGAUUCGGUCUGGACAGGCUGGAUGAAUCAGAGCAGAUCGGCCGUGCGGAUGUACUACGCCUUGUUCGGAUGAGAGAGUAUUUGAGCGGAAUGUGGGCUCAGGUAGCUGCACAUGAGGAUUCUACCUUUGUUUGCCAAAACCUCCAGGCUGCACCAUCUAGCAAUGACGAAAGACCCUCAGGUUUAUCUGCAAAUACCAACGGGAAGCCUGCACUUUGCCCUACCUCCUCUGCUAUGGAUAGCCACUGCCUCUCGGCGACAACACGUCGCGAGGCGUGGGUUCGGCUUGUUCACUACUCACAAAUUUUCGCUCAGUAUCGGUACGACCCACUGCGCGGACUAGCAGCAUUGAUAAACAUCCCGUGGACCGACGAAUGGUGCAGAGAUUGCGUGGAGAAAAGGAAGGCUGAUUGGCAUAAAAUGCAGAGGAGAAUCUGGGAGAUGGUUGAUUUCGGUGCUCAUUCAGAAUCGCUCGACUCUGGACAAAUCUUCUCCCAAACUGCAGGGCGACAACAGAUCAUUCAGAAAUCUCAACCAAGGCCCAGCGCGGUCUACUAUGACAGGCGCAGCUUGCUUGACCUUCCUCGUCGCAGUCUCCGUUCGAGUAUUCCUUGGACUCCUAAAGCCUCCGAUGUGAGACUCGAACGGCAUAAACCAAUGGACGGUGUUCCUGUGUCAUGUACUCCACUCACACGACUUCCAGUCUUUGAAGUAAUACCCGCUACUUCAAGCGACCCAGUAAAGAAUGCACGGCGCAAACGCGAAUCGUCCUCGGAGCCCGAACCAGCAAAGAAAAGGGCUAAACCUGCACGAGCCGAGAACCUCGUCGAAGGAGUCCGCAAGCAUGAGCGGUUUUGGCUAGCAGACGGAAAUGCUAUCAUUGAACUUGACGGCAUACAAUUCAGGGUGCAUCAAUCAUGGCUCGCCCAGCAUUCAAAACGCAUUGCAGGCCAUUUCCGCGACAAGGGAGAAAGUGGUGACAAAUUUGAAGAAAUUACACUCAAACCUUGUGGAAACCUCAAAGCAAUAGAUUUCGAGACGCUGCUGUUGUUUUAUGACAACCCGGGGGAUUAUCGCCAUGCUAUCGAGCCUCGCACCCUAAUGUCCCUAAUUCGCGCAGCGACAAGCCUUGGUUUUGACUCCGACCGUGUAUGGCUCGUGAAGGAGUUGGAAGUACUUUGGCCAUCUAGCCUGGAAGAGCUAACCGCGAACCCAGAGCCAUACCUCGAUCCUCUGGAGGUAGCUGUCCUCGCACGGAUGUGCAACAUUGAUGGGUUGUUGAAGCCUGCAUUCUACAAUAUGGCAAGGAUGCCUGGGUUCGGUCUUAACAAGCUUAAGGAAUCAGAGCAAAUCGACCGUGUGGAUAUGUUGCGCCUUAUACGGAUAAAAGAGUAUUUGAGUGACAUGUGGAUACAGGCAGCUGCGCACGAGGAUCCUGCCUUCGUUUGCCGAAACCUCCGCGAUGCGCCAUCAAGUGGUAGUGCGACUCCUUCUAAACAAGCUGACGAGAAGCCUGCACAUGGCUUUUUCACCUCUGCUAGUACGGCUAGCACGUGCCUUUCGGUCACUGCAAGACGCGAAGCGUGGGCUCGGCUGGUAUAUGAGUCAGGCAUUUUCACCCGAUAUCGCUAUGAUCCACUACGUGGACUAGCAGCGUUGAUAAACAUCGAGUGGACGAAUGAUUGGUGCCAAGAUUGUCAGGAGAAACGGAAGGCGGAUUGGCAUACAGUGCAGAGGAGCAUCUGGGAGAAGGUUGGCGAGUAUUUGAGGGAAGAUUGA